AUGAGGAGUGCAAUAUGUGAGCAUAAGAAAGAGAAUCCAACUAUUAGCCAAAAAGAUAUGCAAGCAUGGGUGCAACAAAAGUUUGAUUUGACUAUUAGUCAAUCAACAAUAUCGAACACUCUCAAAAGGGCGUCGGAAUAUUUGUCAAAUGAAAUGAAAAAUAGCGAUGUUAAAAGGCACAAAUCGAAAAAAUACCUUGAUUUAGAGAAAGUUUUGUAUGAGCGGUUUCUUGAAAAGCAAGAUAAAGUGAACAUGUCUGGAGAAAUUAUCCAAGGAAAAGCAAAAGAGCUUUUACAAAAAAUGUAUGGUGAAACUAAUCCAGAAUUUAGCUUUUCUAGUGGAUGGUUAGAAUGUUUCAAGGCAAGAUAUAGAAUCAAAUCUUACCGACAUUUUGGUGAAAGUGGUUCAGUUAUCAUGGAGAACAUUGAAAAUGCUUUACCUGGAAUACGAUCAAAACUAGUCCAGUUUCAAUUGAAGGAUAUUUACAAUAUGAAUGAAACUGAAUUAUUUUACCGAUUGGAAGCUGAUCAUUCACUUGCUACCAAGCAGCUCGAAGGACGCAAAAAAGAUAAGGAGAGAAUUACUGUUGUUUGUUGCAAUGGUGAUGGAUCUGACAAAGUACCACUUUGGGUUAUUGAUUUUGUUAGUUGGUUUGAUAAGAGAAUAAAUGGCAAGAAGGUUCUCUUAAUAGUAGACAAUUGCCCAACUCAUCCAAAGGUAGUUGAAGGCUUGAGAAAUGUAGAGUUAUUUUUCUUACCUCCUAACACAACGUCUAAGAUUCAACAAUGUAAUGCUGGGAUUAUUCGAGUAUUCAAAGCUCAUUAUCGUCGUCGUUUUUAUUCUAGCAUCUUACAAGGCCUUGAGGUUGAAGCACCAAAUCCUGAAAAAAUUAAUAUUUUGAAUGCUAUUAAUUUUGCUAACAUGACUUGUGUUAGGAAAAUGUGUAAUUGA
Olea europaea var. sylvestris is the source of this 951-nucleotide messenger RNA. Its product is annotated as CENP-B homolog protein 2-like. The transcript has 2 exons. Gene Ontology annotation, cellular component: nucleus. Bases 1 to 951 code for a protein of 316 amino acids. Gene Ontology annotation, molecular function: DNA binding. NCBI's taxonomy places the organism in Eukaryota, Viridiplantae, Streptophyta, Magnoliopsida, Lamiales, Oleaceae. The record is from RefSeq and is a predicted model, not a curated record.